Molecule: messenger RNA, 417 nt
Organism: Lachancea thermotolerans CBS 6340
Lineage: Eukaryota; Fungi; Ascomycota; Saccharomycetes; Saccharomycetales; Saccharomycetaceae
Gene: RPL14A
Product: 60S ribosomal protein eL14
Exons: 2
Coding region: 1-417 (138 amino acids)
Biological process (GO): translation; ribosomal large subunit biogenesis
Cellular component (GO): ribosome; cytosolic large ribosomal subunit
Molecular function (GO): structural constituent of ribosome; RNA binding
Source: RefSeq, a predicted model, not a curated record
AUGUCCUCUGAAUCUAUUGUCAAGAACUCUCAAUGGAGAUUGGUUGAGGUUGGUCGUGUCGUCUUGAUCAAGAAGGGCCCUUCCGCCGGUAAGCUGGCCGCUAUUGUCGAAAUCAUUGACCAAAAAAGAGCUUUGAUUGACGGUCCAGAGACCAACGUUCCACGUCAGUCCGUGAACUUGGGCCACGUCGUGUUGACUCCUUUGACCUUCGCUUUGCCAAGAGGUGCCAAGACUGCCGUCGUCGCUAAGAAGUGGACUUCUGCUGGUGUUGCCGAGAAGUGGGCUGCUUCCUCUUGGGCUAAGAAGAUUGCUCAACGUGAGAGACGUGCUGCUUUGUCUGACUUCGAGAGAUUCCAAGUCAUGGUUUUGAGAAAGCAAAGAAGAUACGCUGUUAAGAAGGCUGUCGCUAAGGCUUAA